Triplophysa rosa is the source of this 2378-nucleotide messenger RNA. It is a transcript of the gene mchr2a, whose product is annotated as melanin concentrating hormone receptor 2a. The record is from RefSeq and is a predicted model, not a curated record. Gene Ontology annotation, cellular component: neuron projection; membrane. Bases 275 to 1306 code for a protein of 343 amino acids. Lineage: Eukaryota; Metazoa; Chordata; Actinopteri; Cypriniformes; Nemacheilidae. The transcript is spliced from 5 exons. Gene Ontology annotation, molecular function: neuropeptide binding; G protein-coupled receptor activity. Gene Ontology annotation, biological process: neuropeptide signaling pathway.
GUAUGUAUGUUUUAUGCAACCUGUCCAUAAAUCAAGAUGGAGUGCGUCAUGGGCAGUGCGCAAGAGGGUAAGCGCGCGGCACAUGUGGAGACGCUGGUGCGCACCGAGGAGGAUGCUGAGAUUUGACUCUCCAAAGACAUCUGGGUACCAGUGAUGUUACCGCAUUUCACCGCAAUCUCCUCGUACAGACUGAUACGCCAAUGAUUUGCUAAACGGGAUUUACAGACCCAUCUGCAGGCUCUGGCUCCGCGGUCUUCGUUGCCGAAGCCUCGCCAUGGUAGAGUUGGAACCUGUUGUUUGGAACUUUACGCUCAAUGGAUCGCACACUAAUGAAUCUGGAUCAGGAUAUCCAAGUGAUGAAUUUUAUAAUAUUGUUCAUCUCACGGAAACCAAAAUCCUUCCGGCGUUUGUUGGAUUUCUGUGCUCCGCCGGGCUUGUUGGAAAUGUUCUUGUCUUGGUCACUAUAUUAAGGUCAGCCAAAAAGACAGUACCAGACGUGUAUGUGGGUAACUUGGCGGUGGCUGACCUGGUUCACGUGACCGUCAUGCCAUUCUUGAUUCACCAGUGGGCACGUGGAGGGCACUGGGUCUUUGGCAGUACCCUCUGCACAAUCAUUAGCUCUCUGGAUAACUGUAACCAAGUGGCAUGUGCUGCAGUCAUGACUGCUAUGAGUCUGGACAGAUACCUGGCCCUUGUUCAUCCGUUUCGCCUGUUGAGCCUCAGAACCAGAUCCAGGACGAUCCGUAUUAACCUCUUUGUGUGGGCAGCCUCUCUCAUCAUGGUUUUGCCCGCCUGGAUUCACUCCAAAGUGAUCCUCUUUAGGGACGGACUGGAGAGCUGUUCACUCAACCUGGUCUCUCCUAAAGAGGUGCUCUGGUACACAGUCUACCAAACGACGACCUCCUUCUUCCUGCCAUUACCACUUAUUCUCAUCUGCUAUAUACUGAUUCUCUGCUACACCUGGAGAAUGUAUGGCAAGAACAAAAAAGCUCACAGAUAUUGCACAAACCUGCCUCGAGAACGUAUCGUCCGCCUCACUAAAAUGGUUUUGGUUCUGGUGGCUGUGUUCCUGGUUAGUGUUGGGCCCUAUCACGUGCUCCAGCUUGUAAACCUGAGUGUACCUCGUCCCUCAUUAGCAUAUCACACCUGCUACUACCUGUCAGUGUGUCUGAGCUACGCAGCCAGCAGCAUAAACCCUUUCAUCUAUAUUCUGUUCAGCGGACAUUUCCGCCACAGGCUGGUUUGUCGGGACACACCCAGCAUGCCGAGUGUGGAACGAGAGAUCCAGCCCCGCUCCAGUUUUUAAUCCCAAUUUCCACUGAAACACAGACAGCAAUAUGCAAGAUAUACCAGGUAACACAAUGCACAAUUGAAUUCUUUUUAAGAUUUCUGGGAAUAAUUUAUCAAAGCAGGUAUGGGAUAUUUAAUGUGUGCAUGUGCAAUAUGCAUGUCUUGCACUUUUAGAAUUUUGUUGUAAAUAGUCUUCUGAUAUUUCUUGUGUAUUGUGGUGUAUGUGCUCCCUCUACUGUUUAAAUGUAGUAACUGUCUCUGCAGCACAGUUGUAAAAAUCAACGAUGGAUAUUUUUAAGGGGAUUUGGCAAUUUCGCAAUGCAAUAAAUUAUUAUGUGCAGCACGAUGUAAAGAAACAGUGAACAUAUAAAUAAACACCGAAAAACGGAAUGAUCAUAAUAGUGUUCAAGGAUGGGUUUUUUAUGUCAUUGCUUUAAAUUCUCAAUGUAACCCUGGUACUCAUCAUUUUAUGUGACCUUGCAAAAGCUUUAAUCGCAUUUUAUUAUGUUUAUGAAUGUUUUCCCAAUUGUCCCCAAAGGUUUUUGAUAGAAAAUUUGCCAUGUCAGAAAUGCGUCUGAGCAAAAGUAUGCACGUGAGCAUGUUUUCAUCCUGUGUGAAAAAACAAGAGAAAUCAAUGGUGCUUGGGACAAAAAGUGACAGUUACGCACAAAUCCUUUAAUGGUAUUUUGGGAUUGUCUAGUGUGUGCUGGACCUCAUAAUAAAGUAGAGGACGUCUGUAUCAGAGUAAUAAUAAGAGUGAGGUCAUUGACCAGACGGACAGAGAUUCAGGGGUCUGCUGUAAGGGGAAUCAAUACUCAGACCAGAGACAGACAGAGUCCGCGUCUGACCUGAAGCGUGCCCGUCAGCAACGGCUAGAAACUCAUCCGCCAUGCUCGCUCUUUCUCUCUGUCUCUCAGUUUAACUUGCCCAAAGCAAAAUAUCAACUCAUGUGUGCAAAUACUUGUCAAUAAUAGUAUUUCAGUGUCAACAUAGCCUGUUGUGACCAUGCAUUGUUGAGUGAAUUCAAAUGUAUUAUAUCAAAUCAUUCCUGUUAAUAAAUCAACAUGUUUAAUUUCAUUUUUACUUGA